AUGGGUGGUCUCAUCAACGUCAUCAACAUGUGCUCGCACCUGCAAAACGCCUCCCGCGCCCGCCUCGGCAUGACUUCCAUCGCCAACACCAAGCAGAACCUCAACCUCGCCCUCGCCCUGCACCGCUCCGGCUUCAUCUCCUCCCUCUACCGCGGCGGCCCGACGCCCCCGGAACCCGAGCACAUGAGCCAGCCCCCAGAGCCCAUCACGAGCGCCAACGUCGCCACGCGCCGUCUCUGGCUCGGCCUCAAGUACUGGAACAACGAGCCCGUCCUCAAGGGCCUGCAAACGGUCACCAAGCCCAAGAGGCCUGUCAACGUCUCGAUCGAGGACCUCGAGCUCAUCGUCAGAGGAUUCCCCACCAAGAACGGUCUCGUCAAGGGCCUCAUCCUGGGCGAGUGCAUGUUCAUCUCGACGGACAAGGGUAUUUUGGAGGCGCGGGAGGCUCUGAGCAGGAAAGUCGGAGGAAUGGUCCUGUGCCGUGCGAGGUAA
Colletotrichum truncatum is the source of this 492-nucleotide messenger RNA. RefSeq lists its product as uncharacterized. Gene Ontology annotation, biological process: translation. Gene Ontology annotation, molecular function: structural constituent of ribosome. NCBI's taxonomy places the organism in Eukaryota, Fungi, Ascomycota, Sordariomycetes, Glomerellales, Glomerellaceae. The record is from RefSeq and is a predicted model, not a curated record. Gene Ontology annotation, cellular component: ribosome; mitochondrion.